UCCUUACACACCCGUUUGUUUCUCUUCCACCAUUUUCAUCCACAAAAUUACAUCUCUUUGAUCAAAUAAUAAUAAUCUUCAACGACAGAAUCAGUCAUGGAGGUCUCACUGAGAGCUACAGUCCCUCCUCAAUUCAACAGAAUCCCCAAGUCGAAACCUCAUAACAAUCGACCCGUUGUUUGUUGCUUCGGGUUAGAAAAUCACAAUAGCGUUGAGUUAAAUCAGUCCAAAAAUGACGAACCCGAAAGAACUCAUAAUGACAUCUGGCGGCUUUUCACAGAAGCUCAAAGGAAUAUUAUGUACUUAAACAGACAACGAGUACAAGCUAUAGAAGAGCUAGAUGAAAUGAAAAAAGAACAAAAAUCCUUGCUUGAAAAGUUAGAGCAGCUGGAAAGUCAAACACAUGCUUCCAUUAAAGAAGAUCCUUUCUCAAUCAUCUCCGAAUUGCUGCUAAGAAUAGACUCAAUGGUGCUGACUGGGAUCCUCGACACUAGAGAAGCUUCCGGCUUUAGAAGUCUAGUCAUCAACACAUCACUUAACGUAGCUGAUUAUUUCGCUGACAUCAUCUCUAAAAGUGACGCUGAAAUUUUGGCACAACUUCGUCACGUUUCAAACAAAAAAAAAAUGAAAGGUUUUCACAUAAUCCACAUUUGUACUGAAAUGGAACCGGUUGCUUCGGUUGGAUCUUUGGCGUCGUAUGUCACUUCGUUAUCUCAUGUGCUGCAGAGGCAUGGAAAUUUGGUGGAAGUUAUAUUACCCAUGUAUGCAACUCUAAAUCUCGAAAGCAUCAACUCUUUAUGGGAAAUUAAGGCAGAGUUCUUUUCAUAUUUUGACGGUCAAUUGCACAGGAACAGGAUUUGGACCGGCGUUGUAAAUGGCAUAGCGGCUACUUUUAUACAGCCGGUUUACUACUCAUCGUUCUUCAACACGGAGAAUAUAUAUGGAUACCCAAAUGACUUUGAGCGAUUCUCGUAUUUUUCUCGUGCCUCACUGGAUUAUAUACUUAAAUCAGGAAAGAAACCUGAUGUGAUACAUAUACACAACUGGGAAACUUCGAUUGUCGGACCGUUAUUUUGGGAUAUUUUUGCUAAUCAGGGUCUUGCUGCUACUAGAAUACUGUUGACUUGCCAGGGCCUUAAAUCUCAGUGCCUUGAGCAACCUGAUAAAUUGGCAAUGUGUGGGCUUGAUCCAGCUAAAUUGCAUCGUCAUGAUCGCUUGCAAGACAAUAAUAAGCCACAUCUUGUUAACAUCUUAAAGGCUGGAAUUGUUUAUUCAAACAAAGUCAUAGUGAUGUCAUCAAUACAUUCAAAAGAUCAAAUAGUUAGUACUCUGAGCCAUGGACUGGAAUUUGCCUUGGAUACUCAUAAGGACAAAUUACUGAUUGCUCCAUUUGGGUACGAUGACUCACCAUGGGAUCCUUCACAGGACAAGUUUCUUCCACGCGGCUACACUGCGGACGAUACGAGGGGAAAAGCGAUUUCCAAAGCUGCGUUACAACAGCAGCUAGGGUUACCUGAAAAUAUUGCAUCUGUUUUUGUCGGGUACAUGUUUACCGAAGAUUCGGAUGUUGAUUUGGAGAAUAUUAAAUCGCUUGUUCGGGAUUCUUCCACUAGGGGUGUUCAGUUCAUCUUUGUGGGAAUUAGCAAAAUAUACGGAAUGAAAAACAAACUGGAAUCCUUUCAGGAAGGUCUCAAGGAUGAAAAUGUGAGAUUUGUUGACGAGUAUGAUGAAUCUCUAUUGCAUUUGAUCUUUGCUGGAUCCGAUAUAAUCUUGUGUUCUUUCGAUGAUCCAAUGCUUCAAAUGCCAGUCAAGGCCAUAAAAUAUGGAGCUGCUCCCGUUCCUGUGAAUUUUACUGAUGACAGAUUAAGGAAGUUUAUCGAUCCUGGCAACACCGAACGCACACAAUUGUCAGAGUACAUUAUAAACACCUUUGCAAAUGUCUCGUUAAGUCAAGCGAUUGACGAAAUUAAGAAGAAGCCAUCACAGUGGAAUAGAAAAAUACUGGAGGCAAUGUCAAAAGAUGUAUCAUGGGAUGCAGAGUGCUAUGAUAUACAUGUUUCAGCUUACAUGUCGCUAAAGAAAUAAUAUUUUUCCAGUGAACUUGCGGGACCCACCAAUUUCCGCCUCUACCUUCUAGGGUUUUCUAUGUAACGUUGUAUCUACAAAUAUUGUGUCAGUAUACAGUUGUCCGUGCAGGGUUUUUAUUUACAAUAUGACAUGGUAUCAGGCAUAACCAUCACCGUGCUGGCUGCCAUGCCUUUUUAAGGCACCAAGGGACCCUGGUGUUAAGGCCGGCUGCCUGUUGUUCAUCCAACUGCUGUCGCCCUUUGCCACUGCGGUGUUGCAUCUGAUCGUUUGGAACCAUGUUUUCGGAACUGUUGAUCUUGUAUGAAAGCAACACCAAGAUCAAAAGUCUGGUGUAACAUACUAUGGAAACAUUUUAUUUUAUUAAUUAAAAGUCUUAAAUUCCUAUUCAUUCA
This is a messenger RNA of Helianthus annuus (common sunflower), 2480 nucleotides long. RefSeq names its product probable starch synthase 4, chloroplastic/amyloplastic. NCBI's taxonomy places the organism in Eukaryota, Viridiplantae, Streptophyta, Magnoliopsida, Asterales, Asteraceae. Bases 97 to 2085 code for a protein of 662 amino acids. The transcript is spliced from 20 exons. The record is from RefSeq and is a predicted model, not a curated record.